This is a messenger RNA of Spinacia oleracea (spinach), 417 nucleotides long. RefSeq names its product fatty acyl-CoA reductase 3-like. Gene Ontology annotation, cellular component: intracellular membrane-bounded organelle. Bases 1 to 417 code for a protein of 138 amino acids. The transcript has 3 exons. Lineage: Eukaryota; Viridiplantae; Streptophyta; Magnoliopsida; Caryophyllales; Amaranthaceae. The record is from RefSeq and is a predicted model, not a curated record. Gene Ontology annotation, biological process: long-chain fatty-acyl-CoA metabolic process; suberin biosynthetic process. Gene Ontology annotation, molecular function: alcohol-forming very long-chain fatty acyl-CoA reductase (NADP+) activity.
AUGGGAAGUUGCUUAUCCAAGCAUGAUCUCAACUCUCAAAUUGAUUUGGUAAUUGAAAUUUUGAAGCGUCCAGGAGAAGUCCUCCCUGUUUGUGCUAGCCAAGGAGUGUUCAAAGUUGUAAGAGAAAAAUGGGGAGCAAAUUUCGAGUCUUUUGUGUCGGAUAAAAUAACCGUGGUUGCCGGUGAUACAUCGUACGAGAACUUAGGACUUACUGUUGAUCAGCUGAAAGAAAUGCACAAGGAUAUAGAUGUCGUUAUCAACGUAGCAGCAACCACAAAAUUUGAUGAAAGGUAUGAUGUUGCGUUGGGUGUUAAUACCCUAGGAGCCAAAAAUGUUGUAAACUUUGCAAAGAAUUGUUCUAGAAUCCAGUUUGUCAGAGUUCACCUAUUUGGGAUGAACUUCUGCAAAGAAAACUGA